Messenger RNA from Penicilliopsis zonata CBS 506.65, 1784 nucleotides. RefSeq lists its product as hypothetical. The coding region runs from base 200 to 1501 and encodes 433 amino acids. Lineage: Eukaryota; Fungi; Ascomycota; Eurotiomycetes; Eurotiales; Aspergillaceae. The record is from RefSeq and is a predicted model, not a curated record. The transcript is spliced from 2 exons.
UUGACCGGCCUGCCACUCCUUUUAUUUUUUUUAUUCAAAAAAAAAUCUUGACGGCGAUUUUUAUUGGAUUCUUCUCGUUCUCAUCUCUCCGUCUCUCUGUUCAAUUGUUAUAUACUCUAUUCGACUUCUGGUUAUCCCCCUUGACGACGAACGAUUACCCGUACUCUCUUUUACCUACCCACCAACCACCACCACCACCAUGUCUCUCCACUUCAGCGACUCGUUUUCUCCAAUCGAUUUCUCUGCCCGUUCGGUUUUCAAACGGUGCGUCUCGUGCUCGUCCUCCGCGCCCGCAUGCCCGACCUGUGCCGAUGGAUACACCUGUACGAUGACCAGCGAGUCGUGUACCGCCUGUGCCACCACCUCCUGCGUCAAGGACCCGACCACCACCACUGCCGCCAGCACACCAGCAAAAUCGACGGGGGGCGGGACGAACGCCGGCGCCAUCGCCGGCGGCGUCAUCGGCGGUCUUGCCCUGGUCGCCAUCGUGACCUUCCUCGUCUGGUGGUUCGUCAUCCGCAAGAAGCGCCAGCAAGAGGAAACCAUCGCCCGAGAGGAUACCAGCAUGCGCUCCGUCCACGAGAAAGUUGACUGCCAGAGCAAUCUGUCCAACGCCCAACAGGCGCGCAAGUCCACCAACUCCAUCGCGUCCACCGUCCUCACCCGCGCCUCCAACGUCAUCCAGAUCGCAUACAUCCCCGGCGUCACCAACCGCUCCCCAUCCGACACCCCCGACCACCUGGUGCCCCCCGUGCCUCCGCUGCCCGGCGCCGCCCCGGAUCAACACUUCUUCAUGCCCGGCGAUCUCCGCGACUCCGCCUGGUCCGGUCUGUCGGGCCACCAGAGCAUCUCGCCCAGUCUGCGCAGCAGCGUCGCCACCACCAUCUAUCGGAACAACGCCAUCGUCAGCCCCAUGCCCGCCCAGCAGAUCAUGCGCUCCCGCGCCGCCGUCGUGAGCAUCCACAACACCAGCGCCGACGACGACGACGACGCCGCCGCCACCUCGCUCUCGGGCGUCCCCGCCGUCCCCGCCAUCAGCCCGACCCAGAUCGCCCACGCCCAGGCCAUCUCCAGCCCUUCCAUGAACAAUAGCUCCAUCGUUGCCCGCACCGUCACCGCCAAACCCGUCACCGUCACGCGCUCGGGCAAGCCCAAACCCAGCGCCCCGACCGCCGGUGCCACCCCGGUCCUCACCAUCACCGAGGAGCAGCCCGAGUCCAGACCAACCACCGCUGAUGGAGCAACCUCUUCUCCUUCUUCUUCUUCUUCUUCUUCUUCCCCCACGCACAACCAGACCGACACUGCAACAACAGUCACGGUCACAAUCUCCCAUGAUAAUGCCAAUGCCGAGCAGAGCCCCUUCAAAGAUCAACCCGAGGAACAGGAGGAGGCUGUCUCCGCCAAAGAGCGCCACCGCCGGACCAUGAGCUCGACGGGACUUGUGGCAGACCUCCCUAUCCGCGGGGAAAGUCCGUUUUCCGACGCGAACGAGGUGAAAUAGGGCUCUUCUCUUUUUUUUUUUUUUUUUUUUCCUCUUGCCGCGAUGGUUUCUGUGAAUUCUUAUAUUAUAGAAUGAGAUCAUCUUCCCGGCCUUCCCACCGUGGAUUUGCUGAUGUGCAGCACUGUCUGCCUGUAUUUACGAAUUCUUAGACUACCAACCACUAGUUCUCUUACCCUUACUGUGUUCUAUAGUAGUUACUACAUGUACUUCUAUUGUAUACCUAGCCUAUGAUUACCAGAUGAUCCAUGUGAGAUAUGCUAGACAAUAUAUAGACAAUAUGUAG